Conger conger (European conger) is the source of this 2460-nucleotide messenger RNA. Its product is annotated as serpin B6-like. Gene Ontology annotation, biological process: negative regulation of endopeptidase activity. The transcript has 11 exons. Gene Ontology annotation, molecular function: serine-type endopeptidase inhibitor activity. NCBI's taxonomy places the organism in Eukaryota, Metazoa, Chordata, Actinopteri, Anguilliformes, Congridae. The record is from RefSeq and is a predicted model, not a curated record. The coding region runs from base 82 to 1638 and encodes 518 amino acids.
GGUGUGCAUAGGGGCAGGAUUCUUGCGUCAUCAGUCAGCUGCUUAGCCAGGGGAGCGGAGUGGAAAGUGCGGAGACCAACAAUGGAGUCACUGAGUGCUGCAAAUACCAAGUUCUCCCUGGACCUGUUUAAGAACAUAACUGAACAUAAGAAAAUGGACAACAUCUUCUACUCUCCACUCAGCAUCUCCUCAGCUUUGGCCAUGGUGUACAUGGGCGCCCGGGGGAACACAGCUACACAGAUGGCUGAGGUGCUUCGCUUUAGAAAAGAGAAGAAACCUGAAGCUCCUGGACUGCAACAACAACAAGUAAAAAGUCAGCUUCCGCCAGGGGUGCUAAAGUCUCCCCUUCAUGAAGCUGAUGAUGACAUUCAUGCUGGAUUCAACAAACUAAUGUCUGAACUCAACAAAGAGGGUGCACCGUAUGCACUGAGCCUGGCAAAUCGCCUGUAUGGGGAGCAAUCUUACGAGUUUGUGGAGAAAUACAUUCAGGACACAAAGAAGUUCUAUCAGGCAGAGCUGGAGACUGUUGACUUCAAAUCAAAAGCAGAGGAUGAAAGGAUGAAGAUUAACAGCUGGGUGGAGAAGCAGACUCAAGAUAAAAUCAAGAACCUGCUGUCGAAAGGGGCUGUUGACAAUAUGACCAGUCUGGUGUUGGUGAAUGCUAUCUAUUUUAAGGCUGAUUGGGACAAGAAAUUCAAAGGGAGAGACACAUAUGAGCAGCUAUUCAAAUUGAAUAAGGUGCUUGGCUUUACGAAAGAAAAAGAACCCGAAGUUAACUCUGGACAGCAACAACAAUUACAGAGACACCAGCUUCCACUGGAUGUGUUGAAGUCUCUCCACUCCCAAACUGAUGAUGACAUUCAUGCUGAAUUCAGCAAGCUGAUGUCUGAACUCAACAAAGAGGGUGCCCCGUAUGCACUGAGCCUGGCAAAUCGCCUGUACGGGGAGCAGUCUUACGAGUUUGUGGAGAAAUUCAUUAUGGACACAAAGAAGUUCUAUCAGGCAGAGCUGGAGACUGUUGACUUCAAAUCAAAAGCAGAGGAUGAAAGGGUGAAGAUUAACAGCUGGGUGGAGAAGCAGACUCAAGAUAAAAUCAAGAACCUGCUGUCGAAAGGGGCUGUUAACAGUAUGACCCGUCUGGUGUUGGUGAAUGCUAUCUAUUUUAAGGCUGAUUGGGACAAGAAAUUCAAAGGGAGAGACACAUAUGAGCAGCUAUUCAAAUUGAAUGAGUUGGAAAAGGAGCUCACGUAUAACAAGUUCAUCGAGUGGACACAGCCUGAGAAGAUGAAAUAUACUCCUUUAGUUUUGGCUGUGCCCAAGUUCAAGAUGGAAGAGAGCAAUGACCUGGAAGAUAUUCUGGUCAAUAUGGAGAUGAAGGAUGCCUUCGAUGUGUCCAAAAGCGAUUUCUCUGGCAUGUCUCCCAGCAAUGACUUGGUGUUGUCCAAAGUGGUGCACAAGGCCUUUGUGGAGGUGAACGAGGAGGGCACAGAGGCUGCUGCCGCCACUGCUGCCACCAUGAUUGUUGGAUGUUCCAGGCCACCCCCAGAUCAGUUCAUCGCAGACCAUCCCUUCCUGUUCUUCAUCAGACACAACCCCACUCAGAGCAUCCUCUUCUAUGGCCGUUUCUGCUCCCCUUGAAGUCUUAAACUCUGCCAGUUUUUAGCAGGAGUCAUAAGGAGGAGUUAUAAGACUGUCUGCAUGUUAAAUAGCUCUGAAAUGCUGUUUUCCUUAAAAUAAUAUUUCAUUUUGAUCUGCUUCUCAGAGCUUAGACCGUCCUGCUGCAGUACAUUGUAUUCAUUCAUGUCCAUUGUAUCCUCCUUGAAGAUUAAUACUAGCUAAAGACCAUUGUUUCCUUUUUGUUCAUUAUAUUUUUCUCAAUGCUAAAAUGACAAAAAACAAGUAAUAAAAACAAGAAGCAAUAAAAUUAUUCUUUUAUUUUUUUUACCCCCACCCCCUUAAUAACUAGCACAUUUAGCAGAAAUAGUUGGUAGGUUUUCAAGCAUGAACAGAGUCCUUGCUGAAUAAAUGGUUUUGAUUUAUCUGUCAUGGGUGGGUAUAUGCAAUGUAUACACAUACAUGUUAAACACUCAUGAGUGUACACAGAUAUAAUUUUAAAAAAAUGUAUUGGUUGCUUUAAGUUUAAAUGUUGAAGAGUGGUUUUAAUCUAAGAGCUUUCAGCUGUUGAAGUAGUAUGAAUCCCUUCUGCUUUUAUUGAAGAAAGUAGAGAGGUCUUCGUAUUGGUGUGUAUGAAAAACUAUAUGAACCUGCCAGUUGUAUUUGUUGAACUUUUUAGGUUUAAAAAACUACUGUAUAUACAGGGGGUAUAUUUUCACCUUCCAUUGUAUUUUUACUGUAUUCUUACCAACUGGUCAACUAUAUUUGAGGAAUGAAUUUGGACUCCAUGCAAAUUGUUGAUUUGUUUACCUGAAAUUAACUGCAAUAAAUAAAAUACACCACCAA